Molecule: messenger RNA, 2620 nt
Organism: Venturia canescens
Lineage: Eukaryota; Metazoa; Arthropoda; Insecta; Hymenoptera; Ichneumonidae
Product: multiple epidermal growth factor-like domains protein 10
Exons: 4
Coding region: 856-2277 (473 amino acids)
Source: RefSeq, a predicted model, not a curated record
AUAUUUCGAGACGCGACGAGUCAAAGUCGAUCUAACCGGAGCUCACGGUGUACUUUCACUCGCAAUGACCUUCCCUGUCGAAGGCCAAAGUCCGUCUCCCCUGGAUCCGUAUUUCUCGCCAUUUGAUAUUUUCUUUCUCCUCCUUUUUCAAUUCACAUUCCAUUAUGGCGAUGACGUAACCUGUGGACUUAUAACUGAAUUGGAAUUGCACUCAAUAAUUGAUCAAAUCGGAAAUCAUCGUGGAAUUUCGAGUUUUCGUAAUUCUUCAUGAAUGAAAACUCAUUCAAGAAUACUACGAAACGAUAUUGAUAACAGAGCAAAUCGGAAUAAUUUUCCAUUUUUACAGCAACCAACAACCGUUCAUGUCCAUAAAUUCAAAAGCAACUAUUUCUAUUCGAAAUAUAUUUUGCAAUAUAUUCAAUAAUAUGUUCAACGUUAAAUAUAAUUUUGAUUUUUUUAAAUGUGAAUAACGAGCGUGUAUAGGCACAAGUAUCACGUGAGUGUAAAACAUCGUACGAUGCACAUUCUCGUUACUUUAUAUGCGUGCUGUCACUCCAGCCCCCGCCGUCAGGGACAAUGCCAUUGCCAUAGCGAAACAGUGAAAGUACAUAUGGUCAUUUGACUUGAUCUGGCCAGCUCGCGAGGUUUACCACCCGGCGUUUUACAAUAGCCGUACGUCUGUCUCUCUCGCUCUUCACAGAAUGUUUUGUCACAUAGAGGGGAGCAUUUACGUUUUAUACGAAAGUAAGUGACGAGUGAUCCGCCACGCUCGAGCUUCUCGCGACGUAUUUUCACUCGUCAAGAACACUGUGUUUCUUUUUAUUAUUCAGUAGAAUAAUCCACCGUGAGCGUACGAUGCAGACUUGCCUGGGAAGCAUUCUUUGCCUACUUCUCGUUGCGGAUGCUAAAACGGCGAUCGUACCUCCACCCUGGGCCAAUCCGUCGAGUAACCCCUGCGCCUCGCAACCCCGAGGCUGGCAGUUACUCUAUUGGCCGGCGGAUGGAAAAUGUUACAAAAUAUUUCAGAUCGGAGCACCGUGUCCCGAAACCAUGGAGUUGGGACCCGCUGCCAAAGGCGGUGGCACAGUCGCCGAGUGCAAAUGUCCACCGGGUACCGUACAAUCACCCAGAGACGCUCUGUGUCACCCCAUUUUUUCAAAAGCGUCCUGCGACCGAGGGCAAUACUUCGCACCGGUACCCGAAACACCCGGCAGCAUUGGUUCCAAACGAAGAUGGGGUGUGUGUCGCAACGUCGAGGAAUGCGCGGCGAAAGGCGACGUUUAUUGGCCACGAGAUGGAAAAUGUUACGCAAAAUUGACACGAGGACCGUGUGUUCGUGGUGAGCUAUUGAUCCUGGGAGACGACGGUUUAGCGACGUGUUCGUGCUCCGUGGAGGGUGAACUGGGAAGAUAUCAUUGGCCCGGUGUCGGAGGUGGUUGUCACGAGCACUAUACUCGGGGUCCUUGUACGGAGCCCGGAGAACUGUUUUUGCCUGGUGGUUACUGCGGUUGCAACAGUAAUUUGCCGCAUUACCAUGAAGAAACGAAAAUGUGUUAUCCGCUCGGUGGAAUAGGGCCGUGUUUACCAGGACACAAUUUCGUCGUGACGACGAUGGAGAACCCGUCGAGCGAAGAGAUCGUCCGGGCCAAAUGUACCUGCAAACCCGGUCAUGUGUUAUACAAAAAUGGUAUUUGUUAUCGCGUGCAUACACGUGGUCCAUGCGACUAUGGCGAGAUGCUCGCUAACUCGACGACUUGUGUGAGCGUCCCUUGCAAACGGGGCAGGCUUUAUUUUCCGAGUGAAAAAACUUGCUACAAAAUAGGCUCGAAAGGGCCCUGCCCCAACGGACAGAUAGUUCUGUAUGAUAGCAACGUCAGACCAUCCCUCGAUGGCAUUAGUUACAAUGGAGUUUGUGGCUGUACAAACGACCUUAAGGAUUCGGGCAAAUGCUCGGACGAGGGUAACGACAGCUGCGAAAACACCCCGGGUAUGGUCGUCAUAAACAAAACUUGUUAUAAACUUUAUACCCAAGGACCUUGCACCACUGGGGAAUGGCUAGUCGCGAGAAGAACAUCGAGAGAUGAUUUGUGGAAGCCGAGGGAACCGAAUAAAUCGAAGGCUCGAUGCGAGUGCCGCCCGGGAUACAAGAGAAUUAGUGACAGCUCCGAACCCAACGACGUCGAAAGUAAUGUUCUGAGCUCCGGUGGCAAUUGCCAACCACCCGCUGUCGGAUUAGCCAGAUUCUUAAACGCAAGAAUAAAAUCCAUCAACUUUUGAACACAUUUGUGAUCGACAGACUUCUCAAGACAGUGAAAUGUUGCAAUGAACAAGUGUGCUAAGCUCGUACGUCAUGUCGCAACGAAACAACAAACGAACUCGACUGAUUCAACGAUCGAAACGCUAUUCGCCCUCGAUCGUUGCUAUACGUGUGACAAAAACUCUUAUUUAUUUAUCCUCCAUGUGCCUCACUCUGUUACACGUUGUAAAUAUUUCGUACUGUAAUUAUACAAGUUAAAUAUCGUAGUUCAGAAAUUUUUGUUCUGCAACACCCACCGUUUUAGUAUAGUUUAUCAAUUAUAUGAUGUACCAUGCAAUGUAGAUAAAUAAUUUUCAAGACUCA